Messenger RNA from Rotaria sordida, 1569 nucleotides. Lineage: Eukaryota; Metazoa; Rotifera; Eurotatoria; Philodinida; Philodinidae. The record is from the annotation of a GenBank genome assembly.
AUGACAAUUACUGAUAUAAAAAAUAUUUUACAUGCUAUGCCAUGUGUGAAAUAUUUAGAACUUGACAUUCCAUGUGAAAUCGGUUUAAUUGAUGGUUAUCAAUGGGAAUCCAUUGUUGUUAAUCUCAUUCGAUUUGAUUUUCGAUUUCGUGUUGUACGUUGGUCGGCAAGUGAUAUUGCGAAAAUCAACUAUCUUAAUUCAUUUCGAACACCAUUCUGGCUUGAACAGAAACGUUGGAAAUGGUGUUGUUGGCAACGACAGCGAGUGACACGUCAAUGGCUCAUUCGAAAUAGUCGACGAUUAUCACAUGACCGACACUUUACCAGUGCAAUAACCGAUCACAAACAUAACUCGGCAACAGAUGUCGAUCCAUUUCAACGACAAUUAUCUAUACUUGAUCCAUUAUCAGAUCGUGUCAGUACAAUACUUGUUUGGAAGAAUUUAACUGUUCUAACACGUGAAGAUAAAGUUACCGAAUUCUGUCAACGAAUGAAAUGUUGGAAAAAAUUUACACUUAAAAGACAGCGAUUAUUGAAUAAUAUCAGUGGUGCAAUUACAGGUGGACUAUGGGCUGUAAUGGGUCAAAUAAGUCUCAAUGGUGCACCAUAUGAUAAUGCAGAAUUAAAACGGAUAGCUGGUUAUGUAAUGCAGGAUGAUCUUUUGAAUGGAAAUUUAACUGUAUAUGAAACAUUGAUGUAUACGGCUGAACUUCGUUUACCACGUCAUUCUACACGUCAAAAACGUGUAGCACGUGUUCAAGAAGUCAUGUUUUCUAUGGGUAUUAGCCAUGUUAAGGAUGUUAUUGUUGGAACUGUGCUUAAAAAAGGAAUUUCUGGAGGAGAAAGAAAACGUUUAUGUGUUGGAAUGCAAUUAUUAAAUCGACCACAAUUACUUUUUUUGGAUGAACCAACAUCUGGUCUUGAUUCAGUUACAGCAUUAGAUUUAAUACGAACCUUUCAUUCAUUAGCUCAUGGUCAAUUACCAGAAAAAGUUGUAACUAUUGUUUGUUCAAUUCAUCAACCACAAUCGAAAAUAUUUUAUCUAUUUGAUUCAUUAAUUUUACUCAAACAAGGUAAUAUUAUAUAUCAAGGUCCACGACAACAGGCAAUGGAUGUUUAUCGUAUGGCUGGUUUCCCAUGUCCAUUAUAUACUAAUCCAGCUGAUCAUCUACUCGAUGUUAUCACACCAAUGAAGACAAUUGAUGAUCAAUCAGGUUCUUCUGAACGACAAGCAAAUGCUGAUAAAUUAAUAUUAGCAAUUCAAGCUCCUAUUGAAAUCGAUCUGAAUAUGGGUACACACAAGCGUAUUGCUCAAAUGGCAGAUCUACCAAAAAAUCCAUUAUGGAUUACACAAUUCUUUAUUCUUCUUCGACGUAAUUUUCAAGAACAAUUUCGUUCAUCAAAAAUUAUUCUCACAUCACUCAUUCAAACAAUUAUUAUUGCCGUUUUAAUUGGUUGUGUUUUUCUACAAAUUGGUAAUGGACAAUCAAGUACUGUACGUCGAAGUCCGGUAAUUUUCUUUUGUGCUAUUAAUCAAGGUGUUUUCGGUGCUCUGAUGGUUAUCAAUUCA